This is a messenger RNA of Chaetomium fimeti, 1547 nucleotides long. RefSeq names its product cytochrome P450 86A1. Gene Ontology annotation, molecular function: oxidoreductase activity, acting on paired donors, with incorporation or reduction of molecular oxygen; heme binding; monooxygenase activity. The transcript is spliced from 3 exons. Lineage: Eukaryota; Fungi; Ascomycota; Sordariomycetes; Sordariales; Chaetomiaceae. The record is from RefSeq and is a predicted model, not a curated record. Bases 65 to 1420 code for a protein of 451 amino acids.
CCGAGAUUAUGCCCGCACAAAGCACAUUCCUGGCCCGUUCUGGGCGGGAUGGACUGAUCUCUGGAUGAUUCGCGCACAGCUGAGCGGCCGAAUGUGUUUUAUCCUCGCCGAGACGAACGUGAAAUACGGCGCAAUCGCAAAGAUCGCGCCUAAGUGGGUUGUUUGCGGCGACGGCGCGGAGCUGCGAAGGAUUUGGGGCGUGCGCUCCGCAUGGCAGCGAUCCCCAUGGUACCAGGGGCUUCGAUUCGACAGGAAUCUCGACAACGCCUUCUCCACGCGAGAUGACCAAGUGCACGAGACGCUCAGAGCCAAGCUGAUGCCGGGCUAUGGCGGGAAGGACGUCGAAAAUCUCCACCAGCAGAUCGACAAGCAGGUCGCUGGCCUAGUCACCCUCCUGGAGAGCAAGUAUCUGUCCACGAAGACCAAGUCGAAGCCGGUUGACCUCGCACGCAAAGUCCAGUACUUCACCUUGGACGUCAUCUCCGCCCUGGCGUUCGGCACCGAGCUUGGAUACCUCGCCGCCGACAAGGAUCUGUUUGACUACAUCCAGACCACCGAGAGCACCCUUCCCAUUAUGCUUGCGACUGCCUUCUUGCCCGGUCUUCUCGCCGUGAUCCAGUCGCCGCGUCUCAAGUGGCUCAUCCCCGAUGUGCGCAACAUGGCGGGCAUUGGCAGUGUGCUUGGUGUCGCUCACGACGCUGUUGCCCAGCGAUUCGGAGAGAAAGCGCUUGUCAAGAAAGACAUGCUCGGCUCCUUCGUCGCCCACGGUCUGACCAAACAAGAAGCCGAAGCCGAGACGGUGGUGCAGAUUAUCGCGGGAUCCGACACCAGCGCAACGGCAAUCCGGUCGACGCUGCUCUUCAUCAUAACUAACCCGCUCGUCUACCGCCGGCUGCAGGCCGAGAUCGACGCCGGCAUCAUGGACGGGAGCAUCUCGUCCCCCAUCACAGACGAGGAGGCCAGGAAACUGCCGUAUCUGCAAGCUUGUAUUCGCGAGGGUUUGCGCCUCUGGCCGCCCGCGACGGCCGUCCUGCCCAAGGUAUCCACCACGGACCAAGUCGUCUGUGGCGUUCACAUCCCAGCCGGAACCCACGUCGCAUGGGCUCCGUUCAGCUUUCUCAGGGAUAGGGAAACCUUUGGAGACGACGCUGACCUGUUCAAGCCCGAGCGAUGGUUGCAUAUCGACCCGGCCAAGUACCGGGCAAUGGAUCAGACUGUUAUGAUGGAGUUUGCCUCGGGGAGCAGGUGGGAGUGUCUAGGCAAGACGGUUGCCCAAAUCGAGCUGAACAAAACAUAUGUCGAGCUACUUCGCCGAUUCGACAUCCAACUGGUUGACCCGACAAAUCCCUGGAAGUCAUACAACGCCGCCGUGUUCAUACAGAGCGAUAUGAACGUUAUCGUAACCAAAAGGGAGACGUGAAGGGUGCAAUAUAUGACCCACAUACGGGGGCAAGCCCUCUACAAAUAUGACCAUUAUACCACCCUAAUUUUCUGCCACAUCGCAAGCCUCUGUGAUAUCUUCUCCGCGGGUACUUCCUCGUAGCGCU